Molecule: messenger RNA, 2715 nt
Organism: Anopheles coluzzii
Lineage: Eukaryota; Metazoa; Arthropoda; Insecta; Diptera; Culicidae
Exons: 3
Coding region: 414-1523 (369 amino acids)
Biological process (GO): cellular response to hydrogen peroxide
Source: RefSeq, a predicted model, not a curated record
AAUCGACGAAACACUGUCAGCAGCUGUCAGCGCCGUUCGUCGAUUCGCGUCGGUUCUACUUUUUUGAUGAAUCACAAUCUCGCGCUCACUGCUGGGGGAAAAAACGGUGUGUGUGCUUCAGUGUGUGCGUGCGUGGUGCGUUGCUACAUGCAGUCCCCAGCCAUACCAUUGUGUGUGUGCGCUGUUUGUUUUCAUCACAUAUCGUGUGUGUGCCAUUGAAGAUUGAGCAGCGAAUUAUUUCUCCGUCGUAGGCAACGCGCGUAGCUUUGCCCAGUAAACAGAAUAUCUGCUAGAAAAAGUUGAAUUUCAACGCAAGCAAACGAGGCAGCCAACCCUACCAAUGGUUAUGUGAGUUUUCUACCAUUUCUACUCACCAUCACGACAAGCUUUCUUAAAAGAAAGACAAAGAUAAAAUGGCUUCCGAAAUCGAUGAGCAGCUUCGGCUGGAAGAUACGCUCAAAACGCUCGAGCAGCUGCACGCCGACCCCUCGACCCGCAGCAAACUGUCAUCCCUCACCGGCAAAAACCCGUUCCGCACCGAGCUGGACAGUGGCGGCGAAACGCGCCUGAAGGAUCGCCAGCUGAUAAGGAAAAUAUUCGGCAACCGGUGCGAGUGUGGUGCGGAGCGGGCGCCCCUCGCCGCGACCACGCUGCACCACGGCAAACACAGCGCCUCGAUGCAUCUGGAGCACGGUAUCCGGAAUCAGCCCACCUUCAAGCACAAGCACCGCACCGAUCGGAAAACGAUCGUGCGCGAUUCUAUGCUGCGCAACAUCGGCCGCUGUGUGCACCAGAACCUGCGCAAGGCCAUGGCAAACGACGGCAACGCGAGCGUGGUGCAGGCCGGUGCAGCGCUGAAACCGUCCCUGUCGGAGACGAAUCUUACCAAAUGCUUCGCCAACGAGGCCAGUGACGAUUUGCUCGAUUUUAGGUUACUGAUUGCGCAGUGUAACGAGCUGUCGCCGGCGGUCUCGGGCUCUUGCUCGUACCGGCCGGUGGACGAAGAGGCACCGAACUACACGCACAACAGCUUCCGGGCACUGCGCUCAACCGAGCUGACCUGGCAGCAGCUCAGCCGGACGACAGCCAGCGCGCGGCACAACCGAAAGCGGCAGCUGAAAAAGUCCAACAGUACCUCAUCGCUUGACAGCGACGGUAGCGGCAGUGCGGAGGCACACUUCAAGGGCAGCCGUACACGGUGCGGCACGUCGCAGGGCAGCGUGACACCGCCCGAUGGUGGUGAUGGUGGGCUCGGCAUGGCGUCACUGUUACCGGCCCUACCGAGCGGUAGUGCGACGGUCCCGGGCGCUCCCAAUGGUUCACCGUUGGCCGGUGGUAGCAGCGGCAGUAGUAACGGCGCUGCACCAUCUGCUUCCUCGUCGGCUGCAGCGUCCUGUUCGCAGCAGGCCCGCCUUAACGCCAUGCCGUGUGAUGUGACGAUCGACGAGAUGGCGAGCUACUUCGAGACGCUCGUUUACAUCCCGAAAAAGAUGUCGACGAUGGCGGAGAUGAUGUACAUUUAGGGUGUGUUAGGGGGCGAGAAGAGGAGGCGAUUACCACGUGAGCACGCGCACCGAUCGCACGAUCUGGUUCCGCGCUUCGGGUGGUAGUGGUUCCGGUUCGUAAAACGGUGUCGUGUCCUGUACAUUUAUUUCACUAUUCCUUUGUUGGGUGUUGUAAGCAUUAUCGUAACCGUGUCGUUCUAUGGUGCCCGCCUGUUGUGUCUGAUGUAAGCCUGCGCAGGAACCGUUCCUGCGGGCGAACCGCGUAUCUAGGCCAUGUGAAAUUUUAUUAUUUUUUUUUUUACACUAAAUCUAUCUGUAGGCAAUUUUGUUCUGUUGCUUCCUGCAAGCACGCUCCUCAAAUGCAAAGCAGUGUGGGUGAGUUUAAAUUAGCCAACAAUACACAGCAUACUCUUCAGAACUAUGGAAAUAUCAGUUAGUUUAAUGUGGAAUGUCUAUCAUUCUGGCCUACGCACCCUGCGUACGCUGGUUUUACUAGCAUGUUCGAAUGAAUGGGAUAACGAGUAGCGGAAAAUGCAAAUAAUCUGUAGAACUGUCCCUAUGGAAAUGGGUUUGAUUUGAAGAGGCCACACUGAACAAAUCGAUAGAACAAUUCCUUUUGCCAGUGUCAAUGCUAUAGAUGGGGAGUUGUGCUAGAUAGAUAGAUGUUGCCUGCACAGAUACGCGACCUCGAAUGUGUGUGAGUGUGUUUUGUUUUCUCUACAAACAGUUCAGCCUAUUUCGAAGGGUGACGAUACGAUCAAUAUUCCCGGGUUUUUCCAUUUAAAUGUAAUCCUGAACUCUGUAAUCCUUAUUUUGUGUCGCAUGGUCACACUUUUCAUUCAUGCUGCAUUCAUUAUCGAUCGAUCGUACGGUACGUCAUUCUAGUGAAAAUGUAUUCCCAGGUGUACUCUAUCCAUGUAUAAGGUAUUGCUCUGUCCUUAGUGAUAAGCUUUUAUUCUCUUUCUCAUAUGUUAUGCCACUAAAACAGUCAUAUUUUAUGCGCAGUAGUAAAACGAACAAAAAAAACAGUCUCUCUCUUUCUCUCUAGAACCGCGCAGCACCUAGAAGAGCAUGAAGAUUAGUGUAAGCAAGGACAUUAGGAACGGGUGAGAGAAAGGGGGGAAAUGUGUAGAUCGAAUUUAUCAAUCGUUCUUCAUUUUGUAUUCAUUGUUUUACUGAAUAAAGGAAGCAUAUGAUUCCAGGUUUAAAA